Erpetoichthys calabaricus (reedfish) is the source of this 2824-nucleotide messenger RNA. It is a transcript of the gene fam163ba, whose product is annotated as family with sequence similarity 163 member B, genome duplicate a. The transcript has 3 exons. The record is from RefSeq and is a predicted model, not a curated record. The coding region runs from base 950 to 1426 and encodes 158 amino acids. NCBI's taxonomy places the organism in Eukaryota, Metazoa, Chordata, Cladistia, Polypteriformes, Polypteridae.
GGGCCGUACUGUUAUACGAUGUUCAAAUUUCGAACAGCGCCUGUGUGGUUAAUUGCAUUAUUCACGUAAUGAUUAUCAGAGGCGCAGGAGAAAUCUGCUUUUACACUGGAGAAAGGAAGAGAAAAUGCAUCUGGCGCGACGCUAACUUCAUUAAGAAAUAAACCUAAUGGACUACAGAUGCCGGCCACCGUUGAAAGCCGCUACACUGGAAUCUAAGCAUCGCAGGAUACAAUAUAUGGUCAUCAAAAAUAGCCACAUAAAACAACAGAACAAAGAAACAAACCUGAUGAAACCUUUACGAUAUUCACUUUAAACCAAGCAAGAAACAGCGGGCUUUGGUUUUCACUGUCCAGUGUAUGGAGAUUGUUCGAGUUUGUUUUCCCUGUAAAGAUUAAUAUAACUUGCAAUUAUUUUAAAAGAUUGAUCAUUUAAAUUCAAACUUGAAAACUGGAAUUUCCAAAAUGGGAAAGGAGCGUCAGAGGGUUGGUGACGAUCUCUAGUUUGAAAAUCUUAUCAUUUUUUUUAAGUAUAAAUGUAUUUUUUUAAUAAGGAGUUGCAGAGCCAACCACUUUAACCGACUCUUCCAUGGGUCUCAAACGAGCUGCGUCCUUUGAGCUGGGGGAUCUGAACGUCGGUUUUUUUUAUUUUUGAUCCAAUUGUCUCCAUAUACCGUCUGCAUAUUCAUCACGUAGCCCUGCAAAAAAUGCAUGGGUACUGACACUGAAAAAGGAGAUCCUCGGCAUGUGAUAUUUUUACUGUACUUUUCUUUUUCCCUGCGAUUUGUCACAAACUGAGUAAAUCAGCGCCGGGUGCUGCUGUCAUUUGGGGGAAUCACGUGUUUGGGGUUCACCGAUGCACAGUGCCGGACGCUCCGAAAAAGAAGACCAAGACGGAUGAGAUCAGGAACAAUUCAGAUCUUUAUUAAGGCUGUUAAUGGAGAAGAGGUCGAAUGACAGCCGGGACAGUGGUCAUCACAGGCGGAAUUUUAGCGGCAGUAAUCUUAUUGUGCAUCAUAGCAGUGCUGUGUUACUGUAGGCUGCAGUAUUACUGCUGUAAGAAAGAAGAGUCUGAGGAGGAUGAGGAGGAGCCGGACUUUGCCAUGCACUCCCACCUCCCUCCUGUCCACUGCAACCAAAAUGUAGUUGCAGCAGCCAAUGGGCCAGCUGUUUUUACCCCACCCCUGGCCAGAAAACUCACUCGCUCCAAGACUUACUGCCCCAACUGCACACAAUACGAGCUGCCCUUCUACCUGCAGCACCCAGAGGAGCUACGCAACGGAGGAAACAGUGCCUGCUAUAGGACUGUCCAGCAGGAGGACCUGGACUUGCCGAUGGACCUGGCGGGCUUUCAUAAGCUCAGUGUGCCGCGCUCUGUCGCCAUGAAACAAGCUUUCUCUCGCAGUCGGAGCAUCAGUACAGAUGUGUGAAACAGCUGGGGAUUGAAAGGCACACUCGCACAUAUGUGUUAAUGAACUUUUCAAGUUUUCUAUGAUUUUUUUUUCCUGGCAUUAAAUCAAAGAAAAGUUUCAAGGGUACAGAUGAGUGAGGAUGAGGAACAAAAGGAGCUAUAUGAGUUCUGCUCCUCCAAGGUGAAAAAAUGUUUAAUUUUGUAAGCCUUAAGAAAGAUAGAAUAGAGUAGGUGUAGUGCCCAAUUGCCAUCUUACUGGCAUCAUGGGGAAAAUAACACUCACAACAAGCAGUUCAUAUUUCUGCCUCUCUGGUUUUCCCUUUUCGUUGCACAAAGAGAGUCUCAGGCGAUUUAAGGGCAUGGAGGAGGUUUAGGUAAUCUGGCAUCACCGGCUUCACCUUUCCAAGCUUACUAAGCCUUUUCCCUUUGGUGAGCUGUUUUUGUUCACCCUUCAGAAAUCAGCCAUGGCUACCAGCCCUCAUUCUAUCCUGCCAUAGGACAACUGGAAACACAGCAGCAGCCCGAUGUAUACUGGGAUUAGGGUGUACUGGGCAAGGCUUUACACAAAACACAAUCCAAAUUUAAUUUUUGUUUUUUCUGUUCACAUCCGAGAUUUCUUAACCACCCAGCCAUACUGCAUGGAUUCCCCUUAUCUGUGGAUCCCUCAGCUUUCUGGUAAAAAAUUUGGGUACGGCUUGAACUCUGGGUAUUAACAGUAACAAUGAAAGCCAAGAAUGUAUUCUUAUAUCUUCACUAUCUGAUAACUCUAAAGCAUAUGGCAGUGCUUCACUUCUUUAAGCAUUACUGUUCCAUGUUUUAAAGACUUGAGUAGUGCAUUACUGGCUUUUGUUUCUUUUUAUAAGAUAAAAGGGCAGAUGUUAAACUUGUGCAUUGUUUUCUUAUGGAUUUUGUGAACUUGUUCAAAAGUUUUCAGCUGUUUGGUACCGGGGCUUGAAAAGGCUUCAGAUUCAAUGUGGUGUCAUGUAAGCACACAUUAAUAUUGUACGAAAUUUUAGGUUUUGGGUUCAUUUUCUGUUUCAGUGAAAGCAGGUGGACCACAGCCAUAGGGCUAGUAAUUGAGUCAGGGGACUUGCGUAUUGAUUUUUAUUAUUUAAUUAUUCCUGUUUUUAAGUGGCUUUACCAAAUGACACAGUGAUACUUUUCAACAAUGUGUGUAAAUGGUAGAGGAAAUCCUCUCUCUUUUUUUGACUCUUCUUCUUCCCACUUGUUUUUUGCUUGCUGUUAUUUUAUAAUGAUGUUUGUGUUUUUGAACAAUUUCAAACCUUUAUAUUGCAGUUCCCCUGUUCUGUGCUACCAGUAAAUGCAGAGAUGUUCUUGAAAUUCAUUGAAUUUUAGACAACUGAAUGAACACUAUUGAUAAUAAAAUUGCAGAUAAAAGCAGUGAAAUGUUCUAAAA